[Torrubiella] hemipterigena is the source of this 1556-nucleotide messenger RNA. The record is from the annotation of a GenBank genome assembly. NCBI's taxonomy places the organism in Eukaryota, Fungi, Ascomycota, Sordariomycetes, Hypocreales, Clavicipitaceae.
AGGGGACCAAGUUACCAAGUAUUGCGGCGCUUUGCUGCCAACCCCCACUAGGCAGCGGUGGGCAAGUAGGUGCUGAAGCCGCUAAUUUUACCACUGCGCCGCUCCGGCCCAGGCUAUGACACCACGCCUGCUAAAGGCUCCGCCUCCAAUAAUAAUCCUCGCGCUUCUGUCUUCUUCCGCCUCUUCCAACAGACCCCGUCUUUCUCCCAACUCUUCCCGCUUUGCUCUUUCCUUUAUCACCUAAUUCAUUUGAAAACAAGCUUCUUGUACUUCUUCUUCAACGCCAACCUAAUACUUUUUUCUUUUGCUCCGCCCUCAUCUCCCUACCACCACCGCCACAAUGGAUUUGGAUCCCAAGUACGACAACUACGACUUCCCCUACGAGGCCAAGGAGGCUCAGGAUGGCCACGCCGGUCAUCUGACUGAGGCCCAGAUUGCCCAGGUUCACCAGUUCCGCAUGAUGCUUGAAGCCGAAGGCGUCACUGAGCGAUUGGACACCCUCACCCUACUGCGCUUCUUGAGAGCCCGCAAGUUCGAUGUUGCACUUUCCAAGCAAAUGUUCAUGGACUGUGAGGCCUGGAGAAAGGAGAUCGACCUCGACAACCUUGUCCCCACCUGGGAGUACCCCGAGAAAACCGAGAUCCAAAAGUACUACAAGCAGUUCUACCACAAGAUCGACAAGGACGGCCGACCAAUCUACAUUGAGACCCUUGGCGGUAUCGACUUGACCGCCAUGUACAAGAUCACUACUGCUGAGCGCAUGUUGAACAACCUUGCCGUCGAGUACGAACUCGUCGCUGACCCCCGCCUGCCCGCCUGCUCCCGCAAAGCUGGCCACCUUCUUGAGACUUGCUGCACCAUCAUGGAUCUCAAGGGCGUCACUCUGACCCGUGUCCCCCAGGUCUACUCCUACGUCCGUCAGGCAUCGGCCAUCUCGCAGAACUACUACCCUGAGCGUCUCGGCAAGCUCUACCUGAUCAAUGCCCCCUGGGGUUUUUCCACCGUCUGGAGCGUUGUUAAGGGAUGGCUCGACCCCGUUACCGUUAAGAAGAUCAACAUCCUUGGCGGCAGCUACAAGAGCGAGCUUUUGAAGCAGAUUGACGAAGAGAACCUUCCCAAGGACUUUGGUGGCAGCUGCGCUUGCGAGGGAGGCUGUGAGAACAGCGAUGCUGGCCCCUGGAAGGACCCCGCCUUCUCCAAGCCCUCCCAGUGGGAGAAGAAGAAGGCUGCCGCUACCAACGGCCUUCAGAACAAUGGAUCCGAGAUUGUUACUCCUGCUAAUGGUGAGGCUACACCGGUUGUUGAUGCUGCUGCGGAGGACAAGGUCGCUGCUACAGCCUAAAUUUGUCGUGACUAAUAUCGACGUUGAAAAGGCGGGGUGCCGUUUGAUGGGAGAGAAGCUUUGUUUGGUGCGAUUGAUGACCUUUUUUUUUUUUUUUGAUAUUUGACAGGCACUGAGAGAAGGCGUAUCCGGACUAGAAAAUGAGUUGAAGCAUUGUCUGUUGUUGAGUUGCAUAGCCACGGAGUAAGGGGGUGUUGGCUUUGGCAAUCGCUAC